This is a messenger RNA of Lathyrus sativus (Indian pea), 801 nucleotides long. Lineage: Eukaryota; Viridiplantae; Streptophyta; Magnoliopsida; Fabales; Fabaceae. The record is from the annotation of a GenBank genome assembly.
AUGGAUAAAAGGAAAGUGGUUUCUGGUGCGAAAGACACUCUUAUUGAAGAAAUAACAACCCAAUUAUCUAUUGCUGAUAAAAAAGAGCAAGAGGAGAAUAAUUUGUGCAAUUCUUCAAUUGAAAUAUCAAUUGCAUGUUUUAGAAAGAAGCUUAUUGUUCUUGAUAUUAAUGGUCUUCUUGCUGAUAUUGUUUCUUCACCUCCAAAGCAUGUUAAACCAGAUGCAAUCAUAGGCUAUAAAGCAUUAUUCAAGAGGCCUUUUUAUCUUGAGUUUCUUAACUUCUGCUUUGAGAGAUUUGAAGUUGCUGUGUGGUCUUCAAGAUUGAAGAGAAAUGUUGAUAAUGUCAUUGAUCAUUUGCUGGGAGACCUGAAACAAAAGUUGGUUUUCUGUUGGGAUCUGUCACAUUGUACUGAAACAAGUUUCAAAACUCUUGAAAACAAGCACAAGCCACUUGUUUUUAAGGAUUUAAGGAAAAUUUGGGAAAACUAUGAUCCUAAUGUUCCUUUGGAGAAGGGAUAUUACAAUGAAUCAAACACAUUGCUUUUGGAUGAUUCUCCCUACAAGGCACUGCUUAAUCAUCCAUACAACUCUAUCUUUCCUCAUACAUACAGUUAUAAGAAUCAGAAUGACAAUUCACUAGCGGUGGGAGGGGAUCUGCGACGAUAUUUGGAAGGAUUAGCAAGUACUGAAAAUAUGAUGAAGUAUGUAGAGGAGCAUCCAUUUGGGCAAGAACGUAUCACUGAAACAGAUGAAUCUUGGGAUUUUUACCUUAAUGUUAUCAACAGUGUGUCUGUUUGUUAA